Trichophyton benhamiae CBS 112371 is the source of this 1782-nucleotide messenger RNA. RefSeq names its product protein kinase, putative. The transcript has 3 exons. Gene Ontology annotation, molecular function: ATP binding; protein serine/threonine kinase activity. The coding region runs from base 1 to 1782 and encodes 593 amino acids. The record is from RefSeq and is a predicted model, not a curated record. Lineage: Eukaryota; Fungi; Ascomycota; Eurotiomycetes; Onygenales; Arthrodermataceae. Gene Ontology annotation, biological process: protein phosphorylation.
AUGUCCUGGAAUAUCACAAAGAAGCUGAAAGAGACCCAUCUGAGCGCCCUCUCCAACCUCUCCAGCUCCCUAGCUUCGAGUAAGGACAAAGAUGCUCCUACAACGCCUACGGUGAGCAGUGCCAGCUCUACCAAGGAAGGCGGUCCGGCUCCAGAUACGAAUACGUCGAAACCAGGUAUUCUCGUCGUCACUCUCUACGAAGGUCGUGGGUUUUCCCUGCCAGAACAGUAUCGAGAGGCCUUCGCUUCACACCACCGUACCAACAGCAGCACCGGAGGCGUGGCUGGUUCUACACAACAGAGCUCACUUGCAGUAGGUCGUGGGAAUGGCUCUACCAGGCCACAGACGUCUGGAGGUGGCUUUACGGGCAUCCCAACGAAUCACGGAAGGAUAUCCCGAAAAUACAUGCCAUACGCACUGCUAGACUUUGAUAAGCUCCAGGUCUUCAUCAACUCCAUAGACGGCAGUCCUGAGAAUCCCGUUUGGGCUGGUUCCAGCACUCAGUACAAGUUUGACGUCUCACGUGUUGCUCAGCUCACUGUGCACAUGUACCUUCGAAACCCCAAUGCUGCACCGGGAUCUGGCCGGAGCCAGGAUAUUUUCCUAGGUGUUGCUCAGAUUAGCCCGCAAUUCGACGGGCCUUACCGCGAGGUUGAAUGGAUUGAUUUGCAGUACGGUACCGGCAAGCUUCAGAUCGGCUGGGAAUACGUUGAAACCCAAACGAAUAAGCUGAACGUUGACGAUUUUGAAUUGCUCAAGGUCGUAGGGAAGGGUAGUUUUGGUAAAGUCAUGCAGGUUCGAAAGAAAGAUACCCAUCGUAUUUACGCCAUGAAGAUUAUCCGAAAAGCAAAGAUCAUAUCCCGCCAGGAAGUGACACAUACUCUUGCUGAGCGUUCAGUCCUUGCCCAGAUAAACAACCCAUUCAUUGUGCCCCUUAAAUUUACAUUUCAAUCCCCUGAGAAGCUCUAUUUUAUUUUGGCCUUUGUCAACGGAGGAGAAUUAUUCUACCAUCUAACCAAGGAGCAGCGUUUUGACAUCAACCGUUCCCGCUUCUAUACUGCCGAACUACUAUGUGCUCUCGAAUGUCUUCACGGCUUCAACGUUAUCUACCGCGACUUGAAGCCUGAGAACAUCCUUCUGGACUACCAAGGCCAUAUUGCUCUUUGUGACUUCGGGCUCUGCAAGCUUGAGAUGAAAGACGAAGAUGAGACACACACCUUCUGCGGAACACCAGAAUAUUUGGCUCCGGAGCUUCUCACCGGCCACGGAUACAACAAGACUGUUGACUGGUGGACCCUAGGCGUCUUAUUGUAUGAAAUGCUUACUGGUCUUCCACCAUUCUACGCUGAAGAUACGAACGAGAUGUACCGCAAGAUUCUAUCCGAUCCUCUCACCUUCCCAAGCCAUGAUAUUGUUCCUGCCACUGCAAAAGAUCUCCUAACUAAACUUCUUAACCGAGAACCUUCUGAGCGACUAGGUGCCAAUGGGUCGGCUGAAAUUAAAGCUCACCCGUUCUUCCACGCAAUCGACUGGAGGAAGUUGCUACAACGAAAGUAUGAACCGGCGUUUAAACCCAAUGUAGCCGACGCUCUUGAUACCGCCAACUUCGAUGUUCAAUUCACAUCCGAACCAGCCCAGGACUCCUUCGUGGAUGAUCCCGUUCUCUCCCAAACGAUGCAAAACCAGUUCGCUGGGUUCAGUUAUAACCGGCCUGUUGCCGGCUUGAAUGAUGCGGGUGGCAGUAUAAAAGACCCUUCGUUUAUAGACAAUGUGCAAGACUAA